Lecanosticta acicola is the source of this 849-nucleotide messenger RNA. The record is from the annotation of a GenBank genome assembly. Lineage: Eukaryota; Fungi; Ascomycota; Dothideomycetes; Mycosphaerellales; Mycosphaerellaceae.
AUGGCAAAUAACAGGAAGACCGUCCUCAUCACAGGGACCAGCAGUGGAAUCGGACACGCUCUGGCCCGCGAAUUCCACUCCAAAGGACUCCGCGUCUUCGCUACCGCUCGCAAAACAGAUUCCAUCCGCGACCUGGCCGAGCAGGGUAUCGAAACACUUGCAUUGGAAGUCACAGAUGGAGCCAGCAUCCAGACACUCAAAGAAGAAAUCGCCUCGCGUACUGGUGGUACACUGGACCUGCUGGUGAACAAUGCCGGAAGAAAUUACACCGUCCCAGCACUCGACGUCGAAAUCGACGAAAUCCGACAGACUUUCGAGGCGAAUCUCUUCGGCGUCAUGAGAAUGUGUCAGUCUUUUGCUCCGCUUCUCAUCGAAGCGAAAGGUACCAUCGUUCAGAUCGGCUCGCUGGCUGGGAUUAUGCCGUAUGUCUUUGGUGCGGUCUAUAACGCUUCCAAAGGCGCGCUGCACAGCUACAGCGAUACGCUGCGGGUGGAACUGGCGCCUUUCGACGUGCGUGUGGUUACCGUGGUCACCGGGGGGGUGAAGAGUAGUAUCGCGAGGACGCAUCGGGAUCUCAAGGCUGAUUCAAUUUAUUUGCCGCUCAAGGAGGAGUAUGAGGAGCGAUUGGUGCAUAGCCAGGCUAUGGCUGUACCCAACGAGGACUAUGCGAGGAGAGUAGUGAAGCAGGUUCUCGCGAAGCGGCCAAAGGAUAGAAUCUGGGAGGGUGGAAAGGCGUGGUUGGUGUGGUUUGUUAGCACAUUUUUGCCCAGGAGUGUCAUGGACAUAGCGAUGGCGAGGAUGUUCAAAUUGUGGAAGUUGAGACAAGCGCAGCAGAAGAAGAUCGCAUGA